This is a messenger RNA of Saccostrea echinata, 3300 nucleotides long. RefSeq lists its product as uncharacterized. NCBI's taxonomy places the organism in Eukaryota, Metazoa, Mollusca, Bivalvia, Ostreida, Ostreidae. The record is from RefSeq and is a predicted model, not a curated record. The transcript has 9 exons. Bases 59 to 1243 code for a protein of 394 amino acids. Gene Ontology annotation, cellular component: nucleus.
GUUUUUACAGUAUAGUAAUCUAGGAACGAGUUAGCCAUUUCCGAACACCCCGAAGAAGAUGGCGUCCGACACAUCCUUCUGGAUUAAGUUUUUCACGGAGUGCGGUAUACCAGCUGGAGAGGCCACUAAUUAUGCCAUCAUCUUCACUGACCACAGGAUUCAGAAAGACAUGCUGAUAGACCUCACGAAAGAGUACCUCAAAGACAUGGGAAUCACUGUACUUGGUGAUGUCAUUGGCAUCCUCAAGCAUGCAAAGGAAGUCCAUUCCCAGAAUGCCCGUGACAAGGUUCUAAAGGGGGCUGUAGUAGGAAGAACUUCUUCUCCCAUUCCUAAACGGUCAACAGCUGCAAGUAGAACAGUGAACCACUACCUUGGUAAAGAUCCAGAUGCUGCACCGAUGAGUCAACCAAUUGUGCCAAAGCUGUCCAAGGAGCUCUCCGCCAGACUAGGUGAAGUACCAGAAUCAGAAUCUCCUAGAUCUAACAAUAAUGUUGUAAAGUUAAAUAAACGUCUAGAAGAAGAAGUGCCCGUCCCAAAGUCUCGACGUGUUUUACCUGAACACGAGGGCAGGUAUAAAAUUACCAUGCCAGCUGGAACUACAGCAAAAACUCAGAAAAUUUUACAACAGGGUGUCCCCACAGGAAGAAGGAAUCCAAAUGUCUUUGACAGACUUGGAGAAGAAUCUCCAAAAACCACUGGUGCUGCUAAAUCAUCUUCACCGAUCACAUCCUCUGUAUUCAAUCGACUUGGUGGAAAGACAGCAGUGAAACGUCCAGCCACAUCAACAUCAGUAGAAUUAGACUCCGAUCUAGACGACCCUCCUCUGGAGUAUGCGGGAAUCCUCAAGGCAUCACCGACACCGACCAAAAAGACGAAGGUCACCAUCACAAACAAUAAGAAGUAUGCUUCGCUUGGGAAGAUAACUAUAUCCAAUAAAACUGUGACAAAUGCUGCUGGAAAAACUGUGCAAAAGACUGUCACAACCAAAAAACUACUACUGACCAAAAAACCGGUGACUCCCAGUCCACUAUCAUCAUCAGCGGCUAUGGAUAAGGCAGGGGAAGGUACAAGUGUCAGACACAGACUGGGGAAAAAGGUGGGCCUCCCAGUGGUAUCCAGCACCACCGACAUUGUGGACACCCCAAAAGUUAACACAGCAGGCAUAACAAAAAGACUGGGCGGACAGAAAUCUGAUGUCAGUUCUAGCAGUGGUGUGUUCAGCAGGCUAGGAAAAGCUGUCUAACUCAGAGCAAGUGUAACUCAUAGGUAUACAAGAUAGACAACAGUCUCACAGGCUACAGCAUGGAGAGCUACAUGUAUAGAUGAUUGAGUAUUAUGGUGUAAUCAAGUAAAUCCCAAAUAUACAUGAACAUGUAUAUAUAGAGUUCUUAGCAAGGGCAUUAUUACUUAGAAUGGCAGUGCUAUAUAACCUUUGCAUUGUUAAUGAGCAGUAUGAAGACAUAGAGGGAUAUUAUAGGUUUAUUGUAAGUGUGGUAAAUGUCAAUGAUUUUUUUUUUUAUUAUGGUUUGGAAAAGAAUAUAUAUGUACAUGUAUGUCGUUAUUUUAUUCUAUACUACAUGUAUAUGUUCAUCAUGACAUUGGGUUUAGGAAAUUCCCACAAAAAUAUCAUGGUGCGUUAUGUUUUGAACAUAUGUACAAUGUACAUUAUGUUUUUGUACAUUUCUUUUAAGAAAGUAAUUGUUUGACAUUACAUUUUUAUUUACCGGUAUGCCAGCCAGCUUGAGUUAAAUGGGGAGAAUAAUUUAACUUGACAUACCACAGUAAUAUUAGAUAAGAAGUAAUUUCAUUAAUCAUUUAAAAUCUUACUUUUACACCUUAUCAGUAUUUUAAAGUGUUGUAUACAAGAAACUAACUUUCCUCUGUUUGCAGCUAUUGUGGGAAUAGAAAUCGCAAAAAAAAAAGUGUUCAUUUCUAAAAAGUAAAAACAAUCAUGGCAGGAAGUCAGUGUGAACAUGGAAGACAUGUAAACUUAUUAAAAAAAAAUAUAAACAAGGAAAAUUGGUCACACUAUACAUCAUUGUUAACUCUGAAUUGCUGCAAACCAUGAAUAUAUAAAAAUUAUAAUGUAGUAAUUGCAGUGAGAAUUAAUGAUUGUGUUUGUACAUUUAUGUUUAUUUAUCACAUAGGAACAUGUUCUUACUGUUCAAUGUGUAUCUUACUGUUAAAUGUGUACAGAGCAGCUGUAUUGUGUUAAGAGACUUGUUCCUAAAUCUACCAGGGCCAUAGUACAUGUACAUUUGGACUUUAGACUUAAAAGUAAUUGAAGGGUUGUUAUAAGGGGGACUUAAUGAACAGGUUUCUGAGAUUUCCUUUUAUAUCUGAAUAUGGUUGUUUUAUUAAAUUGUUCAAUAUUGUUUCAAUUUACUAAAUAUUAUUGAUGGGUCACUUUACUAAAUAUAUAAGGGCCAUAUAUAAAAAAGAAUUUAUAAGCAAUAGAAAGCUGGAAGUAGUGUAGUAAUAUUAAUUUAUUAGCACUCUGCAAUGAAGUAAUUGGUGAAGUUGUUGGUGAAGUUGUCCUCUUAGAACAUGGUUGCUUUUUUCUUUACAAUGAUUUUGUUGACUUUAUUCUGUACAAAAAUUUUGUUGUAUUAAAUUUAUUGUAUAUGAUGCCGUAGAAAUUGAUUAGUUAAUCAUAUAAAUCUGUCUCAGAAUAAAGAUGUCAGAAUCUCCAGUUGACAAUUUUAACUGUAAUAACAGACCCUAAACUUUGUGACUGUCCACAGAACAGUGAGUUAUUCCCAGAUUUUUGUUUUAAAAUAUGGAUUACAGAUUGACCUCCAAAAGUUAUGCUUCCAUGUUAUGCUCCAAAUUUUAAUUCUUCCUUAAAUACACUUAUAUAUAGAUAUUCAUGUUGUGGUUUAGCAUGAUACAUUCUUUCAAAAUGGAUAUUAAUGUAACAGUAAUUUUUUUUUUCAUUUUAAAGUUUCUAAUAUACAUUAAAAAAUAAAACAUAAAAUUGUUUCACUUGAAAUUCAUUAUUUACUGUAAAUCACAAUUUAUUUAUGAGAACUUGAAUUUUGCAAAAUUUCAAAGGAACAAAAAGUGCUAGUGAAUAUUUUAACAAGAAAAUAUGCAAAUUUUGUCGUACAAAGGAUACUCAAAAAUUAAGUGUCAUGAAUAAAAACAGUUUUUGUCUCUCAAAGUAUAAUACAUGUAUAUUCACUAUGUAAUUCACAGUACAUGCAAUUCAUAGAAUGUUAACUCAUUUUGUAAAUGAAAUGUUUUGUGAUCCUAAAAAUAACUUGAAAAAUGAAUUAAAUAAAUAUUAUUCUGUUUUUA